This is a messenger RNA of Nicotiana tabacum (common tobacco), 3088 nucleotides long. The record is from RefSeq and is a predicted model, not a curated record. Lineage: Eukaryota; Viridiplantae; Streptophyta; Magnoliopsida; Solanales; Solanaceae.
CCUAACAAUGAUAUAAAUAGGGUUGAUAACACUCAUGGGAACGGUAAAAAGAGGGCUGAUGAAAGUUCUUCUGAAACAGAAGAGUCUAGUGAAGAUGAAAGUGACUUCUAUACCUUUCAUUUAGCAACUGAUUCUUAGGGUGAUGUUGAGGGUGAUGCUGAGGGUGAUGAGAUAAAUACUGAGAGUGAUAAAGAUUAUGAGGCUAUUUCUAAAUAUGAUGAUAAUGAUGAUACAGAUGAGUCAUUAUAUGGUUCUGAUGAGGAUACUGUUGGAGAGACAAGUGACCUAGAACCUGAAGUUGUUGUUGUUAGACAGGCUAAAGUGAAUGCAAAAAGUAGUAAAUUAAGAUCUUCUGAAGUUAAUACUGAUGAGAUACCUAGUGGACCUGUAGGUAUAGACCCUGGUUUUGAAGACAUGUAUAAAGAUAGGGGAUCCAAAUAUGCUGGAAAGUUGGGAGGGGAUGAGCAAUAUCUGGACAGUUCAGAUCCAGGUAGUGAGGAUACAGAUGAUGAAGUAGAUGAAGAAGAUGUGGUGCAUAACCCUCAACCAAGAAGAUACAGCAGUAGGUUAUACUUUGAUCCUGCUUGUAAGAAAAUUUGUUUGUAGUUGGAAAUGGUGUUUGAAAAUGUGAAACAACUCGGAUCUGCUUUGCAAGAUUAUGUUGUACAAAGAAGAGUUCAAAUUAAGUUGAGGCCUAAUGAACAACAUAGGGUUGGGGAAAAAUCUGUGAACUCAACAAGAUGUAGAUGGCAUAUUUUGGAAAGUUUGGAGGGACACACAGGAAAUUUCAUUGUCAAGAGCUACUAUCCUGUUCAUAAGUGUUUUAGAGCAACCAGAAACAAGAUGGCUAAUACAACAUGGGUAGCUAAACAUUUCAAGGACAAGAUUAUCAACCAACCUGACAUUAAACUUAGGAAGUUGCAGGUUUGAUUAGGAUAAAGUAUGGUGUGUAUGUGGGAAAAUCCAUAUGUGCUAGGGCUAAACAUCAGGUCAUGGGUCAGUAUCUUGGUGAUUACUAAAAAGGAGUUUGCUAGAAUAUAAGAUUAUGCUGACAUGUUGAGGUCUACAAAUCAUGGCAGCACUAUUGUUGUGAAGACCUCCAAUGAGACAAUACCUGGUACGGAGGUGUUUGUGGGUAUCUAUAUUUGUCUACAUGCUUGCAAAGUUGGUUGGUUGGAAGGGUGUAGAAAUGUUAUUGGCUUUGAUGGAGCAUUUCUGAAGGGUGUGUGUAAGGGUGAGCUACUAUCAUACAUUGGUAAAGAUGGUAACAACCAAAUGUACCCUGUUGCUUAGGUAGUGGUGGAAAAGGAGACAAAGCACACAUAGUUAUGGUUUUUUAGGUGCCUGAUGCAUGAUCUGCGGCUCACUGAAUCCCAAGGUGAGGGGCUGACCAUCAUUUUUGAUACGCAGAAGGGACUUGUUGCAUCUGUUUCUGAGUUGUUACCAAAUGCUAAGCACAGAAUGUGUGCAAGAUACAUAUGGAGCAACUGGAAACAAAAGUGGAAAGGAGAGGAAAAAAGGAAGAAGUUUUGGUCUUGUGCAAGGGCUUCAUUUGAAACAUAUUUGAAGGCUAAGAUAGAUGAGCUGGCAGAAUUAGGUGAUAGUAAGAUCAUUAAGGACUUGCUAAGAUACCCAAAACAUGUUGGUGUAGAGCAUUCUUCAAAGAUUAGAGUAAAUGUGAUUCUGUGGAGAACAACAUGUGUGAGACCUUUAACAGUUGGAUCUUGUCUGCUAGGCACAAGUCUAUCAUAACCAUGUUAGAAGAGAUUAGAGUGAAGGUGAUGGAGCGGAUGACUACCAUGAGAGAAUUUGCAACAAGGUGGAUUUCUGAUGUAUCUCCUAUAGCAAUGGGGUACAUAGAGGAACAAUCUCAAUAUUUUGUUAAGCAUGAAUUUAAAUGGAAUGGGGAUACUGGGUAUGAGAUACAACAUGGGGUUUACAAACAUAUUUUUGACUUCUCCAACAAUACAUGUACAUGUAGAUCAUGGCAGCUCAAAGGAAUACCAUGCUCCCAUGUAAUAUGUGCAAUAUUUUUUAAGAGAUUUGAGCCUGCUGACUAUGUAACCCACUGGUACAAGAAAGAAACAUACCUGAAGGAUUUUAGUUAUUACAUACAGCCAAUAACCAACAUGGAGAUGUGGCCAUCAACACAGAAUCCAACUGUUGAGCCUCCUGUGAUUACCAAGAUAUCUGGUAGACCUAAGAAAAAUAGAAAAAGAGCUCAAGAUGAACCUAAGAAGAAGUUUGGUAAGAUAUCAAGGAAAGGGACACCAAUGACAUGCUCUAAUUGUAAGACAGUAGGCCAUAACAAGAAGGGGUGUCCUAUCCUGAAAGGACAAGGAUUUGUAACAACAGGAACCAGUAAUGCUGGUGCUACUCAACGAUCACAGGCUGCUCAAACAACAGCUCAACAAUCAGGUCCUACAAGUGACUCUAGAACUGCCAGGGACAGAAAUACUCAACCAUCAGCUGUUGCAAGUGCAUUUGAUACUGGAAGUAUGAGAUCAAGAACUUUUGAGGAUAUUAUAGCUAGUAUUAGAGGAAGGCCAACAGGUAGUGGACUACGAGGAAGACCAAGAACUACUGGAUUUGGUAUAUUGUUUAGUGAUAUAGGAAUAAUGAUAGAAAGGUGUGGAGCAAGAGAUAGGGUACAUUCUUCUCCUACAAAAGUAGUGGAUGCUGGGCAGACCAAUAUCGAUCUUGGAUACAGUGCACCUAGACAAAGGUGGCAAGGAAGAAAUGCUAUAUCACAAAGGCAACUUCAACAACUGUUGAAGAGAAGACAAAUUCAAGCAAGCCUUAACCAACCUCAAGUCCAUUCUUCAUCUCAGCCAAGCCAGUCUCCAUGUCCAAACUUGAGCCAAUCUCAGCAAAACAUCAACCAAUCUCAACCUUGAAGCUGACUAAAUGUUUGUUUUUGUGGUAACUUAAGUCUGUUAGUUGCAGAACUUAAUUUGUAGGUUAACUUAAGUCGGUUUAACUAUGACUUUUCUUUUGGUACAAUGUUUAAACUAUUUCUGCUACUAGCCAGCAGUUCAGUGCUAAUUUUGUCAACCAAGAAGGCUGAUUGAACUUGGUUGUUUAUAUA